UUGCUGGGAAAUACUGUUUUAGAUGUUUCCUUCAUCUCAUACUUGGUUACAGGCAUGCUUAUUAUUUGCUAACCUGCUUCUCAGUUCAGUUUUUUGGGGGCACUAAACUGUGCCUUAAAAACAAUUUGGGUUUGUGAACUAUUGUUUUACAUUCUUUUAAGUUGGCAGCUAUUGCAGCCUAAGCAUGUGAGAAAUUCUAGCAUUGCUUAUUUUCCUGCACGAUGUCAGACAUAUGCGGUAAUAAAGUGAUCCAAUUUUUAAAGAGAAUCAAGCUGCAAAGUGGCUUUCCUCUGAAUUAUCACAUUGAGCUUGUUUCUCCCGCAACAACUAAUGCUGACAUUUCAACUUUUGAUGUGGUGGGUCCUGUUUGUGAAUCUGCUGAUUUCUUAGGAAAGGAUAGAGAACUUCCAACUCCAUCUAAAGGAGCUGGUUUGGUUGUCCAUGAUGCUGGUGCUUAUUGCAUGAGUAUGGCAUCAACAUACAAUCUGAAGAUGCGCCCUCCUGAGUACUGGGUCGAAGAGGAUGGAUCAGUGGCCAAAAUACGGCACAGGGAGACAUUUGAGGACCAUAUCCGGUUCUUUGAGGGUCUUUGAUUGCAGACAUUAAACAUUUCUGCCAGUGCAACAGGCUUGAGAUGUGCUCUUAUUGUAUUGUUUACAUAGACUACCAUGCUGGUUAUCAUGUUGUAUUGAAAUGUUCUAUUAGGCUGGAUUUAUAUUUUGCAUCAUUUGAAGAGAUGAAGGAAAGAACGGAUGAGCAUUUGUGAGUUGACCACGUAAGUGUCCUAUUGUAUCACAAUUCUGUUAUUAGAAAUGUAGUUGCCAUGAUUAAUA
Molecule: messenger RNA, 833 nt
Organism: Hevea brasiliensis (rubber tree)
Lineage: Eukaryota; Viridiplantae; Streptophyta; Magnoliopsida; Malpighiales; Euphorbiaceae
Product: diaminopimelate decarboxylase 1, chloroplastic-like
Exons: 4
Coding region: 222-593 (123 amino acids)
Cellular component (GO): chloroplast
Molecular function (GO): diaminopimelate decarboxylase activity
Source: RefSeq, a predicted model, not a curated record